Molecule: messenger RNA, 2811 nt
Organism: Tigriopus californicus
Lineage: Eukaryota; Metazoa; Arthropoda; Copepoda; Harpacticoida; Harpacticidae
Product: adenylate kinase isoenzyme 5-like
Exons: 14
Coding region: 662-2683 (673 amino acids)
Biological process (GO): CDP biosynthetic process; UDP biosynthetic process
Cellular component (GO): cytoplasm; nucleus
Molecular function (GO): UMP kinase activity; ATP binding
Source: RefSeq, a predicted model, not a curated record
GAAAUAUCCGUUCGGAAGCCAGUUUUUGCUGGUAAACCAAUCGCAUAGAUUCCAGCUCGACCCUAGUGAAGCAAGUCGUGCAUUUUCUCUUCGAAGGACCCACCAUGUUCCUUGUUCCUAUCUUUAGCUUUUCCCUUUACGUAAGUACGUAUAGCAUUGGAAGCGGGUGAAUGCGGACUGAGUGCUUGGGACCUCAAGGCUUGGGUACAGAGUCCUGCAGUCGUAAUCCAAAUCUGGGCCGAGGAACUGGCCAUGGAACCUCGGAGGAAUGAAAGCUCCAUUUCUUUGGUUUAUCCAACCAGAUGACGACUUGUCCCGUCGUAGCCAAGUGUCCAAGAUUUUUCUCGAGUCCUCCGUUAUGAAGAACGUCCCACCUCCAAUAGUGAUGAAUCCCGAAUUCUAGAACUCUCUCUGUGGCUUGAUUUGGUAUGUGAGUCAAUAUGAGAGCGAGAGAGAGAGACCUUCAAUGCUUCGAGCUGGCGCUCCACGUGCUUCGAGAGCGAAGCGGUUCCUUCUUGAAUCGUUGGAUCCCCUUUUCACGGUCCAAUCAGUGGUGAAAAAAACCUCAAGCAAGGAGAUGACUAGUUGAACACGGAAAUGCAAAGAGUGACAAACUCCAUUGACAUUCAUUCAUAUCCACACGGUUUCGACAGCAUUGAACAUGGGAAUCUGUUUGGACACGGAGGCCAAGCCUCUUUAUGGCCACGCUGAGACCUUCCAAUCGGCCCAACUGAGAAGUGAUCGCGUCUUUGUGGAACAAAAUGGAGCCGUCAAAAGGAACGGUCACUUGGCACAUAACGGAAUGUCCCAUGGAUCCCACCAUGAGCUCAUUCGGACGCCCGUCAUAUUUGUUCUGGGCGGGCCUGGAUCGGGAAAAAUAAGCCAUUCCGAACGACUGGCGAGGCAGAGGAAAGGCUUUGUGCAUAUUAACGUGAUUGAAAUUCUUCUACAGCAUCUCGAAGGUUCAGAUCUCCGUGAUGUGAGCUUGAUUCCAACGAGUGCGGUCACCAAAGAGCUCAUGGGAGCCAUGAAAAGUAGAUCCAACAUGAAAGGCUUCAUUAUUUCCGGAUAUCCGCGGAAUAUGAGGGACGUAGCGGAUUAUUUGGAAAGGGUGGGUCGUUGCGAUGGGGUGAUCUUGAUCAAUUGGCAGGACGAUACCUUGAGCCAACAAAUCGAGUAUGGAUCGCAAAUCGGAGAGAUUAGUUUGGAACAAGCCAAGUUGGAACUGAGCAACUUCCGGAAACACGUCAUUCCCGUGGCAGAAUACUUUGAUUACAAGCAGCUUUUGUAUGUGAUUCAAGGCGAGCGACAUCCAGACAAUAUCUUUGCCGAUUAUGUCGAGGCCUUUGAGCGCAUCCUCGAAUCCGAGGCUAUCCUCAGCCGUCCUAGGCCUCAGUCCUCUGGCUCAUAUCAGGAUUAUAAACACGUCAACGAUGAGGAAAACUCUUUUUCCCGCNGGGAGCUUACCCGAUCUUCUCUCCAAAUGAGAAGAGGUUCUUGUUACGUCGAACCUCCUAUUCAAGGCGAGCGACAUCCAGACAAUAUCUUUGCCGAUUAUGUCGAGGCCUUUGAGCGCAUCCUCGAAUCCGAGGCUAUCCUCAGCCGUCCUAGGCCUCAGUCCUCUGGCUCAUAUCAGGAUUAUAAACACGUCAACGAUGAGGAAAACUCUUUUUCCCGCCAGUAUCAAUCCGCCACUUACCAAGGAUUGUCAUCCAUGACCAUCAACACCCAAGUCCCGAGUCUCAAUGGAGGCCAGCCUUUCGUGAUUUGGAUCAAUGGUGGUCCUGGGAGCUGCAAAGCCGAACGAAUGGACGAAAUCGCAUUACUUUAUCCGGCAUGGCGGAUCAUCAGCACCGGGUCCUUACUCUGGAAAUACCUGCAGGAACAGGAUCCGAGGAAUGAUGCGCCCGCCAACUACAUUUCGGCCGUGGUCCAACGAUCGGAUGAUCACAUCACCUCAAGCAUGAUUUACAAUGUUAUGAGCAAAGGGGAGAUGGUACCACAGGGCAUCAUUAUUGACCUCGUUUUGGAUGCCAUGGCUCAAUUCCGUCACUCGGACGUCGAAGGUUUCUUCAUCACCGGUUUCCCUCGGGACAUUGUCCAAGCCCAAGGAUUCGAAGAAAGGACUGGUCUCAAGCCACCCUGUAUACUCAUCGACUGCUCGGAACUGGAAUUGGGACGCAAUCUUGGGCAACGACAUGGCAGGAUUGAUGACAAUGUCGAAGCCUAUCGACGACGACUCGAAUUGUAUCGGGAGCUCACUUUGCCCAUGCUCAAGACCUUUGAUGAGCAAAAUCGAUUGAAAAUUAUUGAUGGGGACUCGGAUAGUGUUCAAGUGGUCAAAGAGCUUCGUCGGUGUCUUCAUCGUGAAAUCGGAUCUCUUCGACGGGAACGAGCAGUCGAUUCGAUUGACGAACAAGAUCAAGAUGAACGGGAGAGUGAGCCCGAGGAGAUGACUAGUGCACCCAGCACCGUGGAUAUUCAAGCGGUCCAAGAUGUUGAAACCAUUUCAUUAAUGAGUAGGGAACCCGCCCUGAAUGGUCUUGACCCGGUGGCCAAUGGGACCACCAAACGGAUCGUUCGCCAUUACGAAGGGAUCAACCCGGAGGUUGAAGCCGAGCUCAAGAAAGUCAUUGAAGAGUUGGAGGCCAAAGGCGGCGAGAAUCUGAUUGUUAACCAUUGAAUUAUGUCUGGUCAAUGAGUUGCAUGCACCUCUUGGGUUUGUGUCAAUAAAACGAACAACUGGUUACGACACCUCGGAUUUCUCGGCUUGGCUGAGAGGUCAGGUGGUCUUUAGUGGAAAGCCGUGUC